Messenger RNA from Selaginella moellendorffii, 748 nucleotides. Its product is annotated as metal-independent phosphoserine phosphatase. The record is from RefSeq and is a predicted model, not a curated record. The transcript has 6 exons. NCBI's taxonomy places the organism in Eukaryota, Viridiplantae, Streptophyta, Lycopodiopsida, Selaginellales, Selaginellaceae. The coding region runs from base 6 to 671 and encodes 221 amino acids.
UUAGCAUGGAGGAGGAGCGCUCGCCUCCUCCUUUGAAGAACUGCUAUUGGGUUCUUCGCCAUGGUCGAAGCGUGCCAAACGAGAUUGGUCUCAUCGUUUCUCACAAGAGCAAUGGGACAUUACCUCAGCAUGGCCUCGCCGAGGGGGGAUUCGUUCAAGCCAAGGCUGCUGGCGAGAUCUUUCUUAAGCAACUGGAAGAGCACGGCAGCUUUAAGAACGUCGCCAUUUGCUCUUCUCCCUUCACGCGGACCAUGGAGACUGCAAACUGCGUAGCUGAAGUUCUCAAGCGUGCAUACGAAAAUUUGGAGAUCAAAGUCUUGGACGAGCUGCGUGAGAGGUACUUCGGGCCAGCUCUAGAGCUGCAGUCUCAUCUUCACUAUGCCGAGAUCUGGGAAAUCGAUGCGCGAAACCCACUCGUUGGCCCCGAAGGUGGUGAAAGCGUAGCCGAUGUUGCAAAGCGAGUAGCCGCAGUGAUUCCUCAGCUCGAGUUACAACACGAAGGUUAUGCUAUAUUGCUUGUAAGUCAUGGUGACACACUCCAGAUCCUUCAAACUAUAACAAAGGCCGCGGAGGUAAGCAGGAUCAAAACGGACAGUGAGGAAUACGUCUCCAUUCUUUCCCAGCAUCGAAAGUUUGCACUGCUCACUGGAGAACUUAGACGGCUUGCAUGACUAUUCUUUUAUUUUUAUUUUUAUUUUUCUCACACACAAACAUUGAAACACUUGAUAAAAACUUCAAGCUUUAUUUC